AUGGACUUCCUAACCUCACACCGCGCCCUCCGUCCCAGGAGCAUGGUGGUGAAUUUGCGCAUGACCAUCGACAUCAAGAAGAGCUUGCCCCUCUUCGACACGGGCCAUACGAUUAGGCAAUCAAAAGGGAAGCUGAUCAAGAUGAAUGUUCCCACUGCGCUGCGGUGUAUGAAAGUAAACGGGCGGCUGUCUGAGGUCGAAUUCCUCAUCGACAACUCGGCAGCCACGGAUGGGGUGGAGCAGGACGUGCCGAAUGAUCACCUCCCUAUGGCGGAGAUCCAACUUGUCAGCCGGAGUGGUCUAUCACUUAUUGACUAUGACGCGGCCCAUUCGAGUCCUCGGGUACGUCCCGACAUCCAACAGGCGGUGACUGUUAUCGCGCCAGCAUUUCUUGCCUGUCGGGCAUGGCAAUCGGGCUUCCUCCCGUUGUUCGAAAACGGCACGUUCGAAAAGGGCACAUCCCUGGGCUUAAUGCGAAAUAGACACCGUUCCGACCAGAAGCAAAUCGCCGGGGAGGACAGUGGAGAGAUAAUUUCUCGCGUUGAUGGGGAUAGCCUCAUGCGGUACUGGCUUGGUGGCACGAUCGUGGAGUUGCUCGACGAAACGGUACAACCCUCGUCUUGGAUCGAUCCCUUUACGCUCUCUGCUCAACGAGGCGAUGACCUUAAAGAUAUUGCGUCCAGCAUAGCAAGCCAUCGAAGUGAGCAUCUGCUCCAUAAGACUGUGAUGGUUGACUCGAUCGAGGACGAGAACGGCGUGGCAGAGUCAUCUGCCAAGGCUACUAACAGCUCAUUUGAAUCUGCCUGGAAGACUGAGGAGACCGGACACAAAGAACCGCAGAGUGUGAUGAAUCUGCAAAGGCGGCUGGAAGACGCUCGCCUGGUGUGCAGUACCGGUCAUGAUGCUCCUGGCCCGUCCAAAGGCUACAAUGCACCUUCCAAUGACGGGAGCCUGAGCGACGAAAUCGAAAUGCGCACCCUUCAUCAGAGGUUUGGUAUCAGUUCGAAGGCUCGCGAAAACAUGGCUUCAAUCUCUCCAAGUUACUCCGAGUCUCCCACCCGUUCGGAGCUGAUCGGUGGAAUCGCAUCACCGAGCUCGAACUCAGAGCUCGAAGGAUGCUGGAUGGUUUCACGGAGGUCAGUCUCGUUGGGUGAAGACUACCACGUCGACUCAAGUGCCGCAUGUUCGACAGCGGACAGCUCUGGGCAAGGCCAGGGGGAAGAAGAGGCCCAGGAACCACCAAUGCUACAUGUCCGAACACCGUACGAAGGACUUUCAGCGGAGAAGCAUGAUGUCUACACGGAUGUCGUGGUUGAAGGUGUGCCAGCCAAGUUGAGCAAGUCCCUAGAGACAACAAAGGACCAGCUCAGUAGAUCAUUCGUACUGGACAGAGUGGAAUCUGAAGUUAAAUUUGGAAAUUGCGGUACGUUCCUUCCCGUCGGUGAAAAUGCCGAGUUGCGCACUUGGGCCAAAAAAGCGGCUAAAAAGGCGAGGAAGGAGUCGAAAAAGAGGAAGCGAGAAGCCAGGACCAAAGCAGGGUGUGAGGAUGUCGGCACCGGCCAGAGCAUCGGUAAUGUCUCUCAGGCGCCAGGACAAGUCGUCCCUACAAAUGAGCUCAAACUCCCCAUGCCCAAGUCUGGCCUCGCCUUGCAAGAAUCGAAGCUCCGGAGCACGAAGGCAAGGCACCCAUGCUCUGCUUCCACUGAGAUGGCCCGCGGCCAGGCAGAAAAGUCCGCUGCCCCAGUCACGCCGAAGACUCGGCCCUCCAAGAAGCGCAAGGGUCAGCCAUCACAAGACGAGUCGGCUGUGAGGCCUCAAAGUUCGAACCACGGUCGCACCCGCGCGCGCAAAGUCAAGGACAAGCAGCUGGAAUUGCUGGGGAGGCUGGAGGCCGAGGCGUGGGAGAGGGAGCGGACGCUUGUGAGAUAA
Molecule: messenger RNA, 1929 nt
Organism: Diaporthe citri
Lineage: Eukaryota; Fungi; Ascomycota; Sordariomycetes; Diaporthales; Diaporthaceae
Exons: 1
Coding region: 1-1929 (642 amino acids)
Source: RefSeq, a predicted model, not a curated record